UACCAGAACCAGUCAUCCUCCUCCUCCUCUUACAGAGUUUCACAAGUUUAACGAAAAGGAUCAACCAAAAUUCGACUAAUCGGUGCAAAGAAAUACUUAAGCAAUGAAAAAUCUCUUAUCAUUCCUCUUUUUCUUCAUACUCAUACCUCUGUUUUCCCGAAAGUCCAUUGCAGACGAUAGUCUAAGAAAACGCCAAUCCAUUAACGACACCCAAGUAAUUAUUUCAGCCUCCCAAAAGUUUGAAUUGGGGUUCUUCAAUGAACCCAAAGCCUCCAAUUUGAAGUAUUUAGGAAUAUGGUACAAGGGCAUUCCCGACGUCGUCGUCUGGGUGGCGAACAGAGACAACCCAAUUGUAAACUCCUCUGCUUCUUUAACUUUCAGUGAAGAUGGAAACUUGGUUCUCAUCAAUCAAACAGGUUCCCAUCUUUGGUCUUCAAACUCCACAAGAUCAAUUCGAAAUCCCGUCGGUCAACUGCUUGAUACUGGCAAUUUGGUGUUGAGAGAUUCAAAUUCGAAGUCUAAAUAUUAUGAAUGGCAGAGUUUUGAUUAUCCCUCCGAUACUCUGUUACCGGGUAUGAAACUCGGGUGGGACUCUAGAACAGGUCUUAACCGAAAAUUAACAUCUUGGACAAGUCCAGACAAUCCAUCAUUAGGAGAAUUCAGUUUUAGCAUCAAUACAAAUGGGCUUCCUCAAUUCCUUGUUAGUAAAGGAAACAAGACUAUGUACAGAGGUUGGCCUUGGUUUGAUCAUGAUUUUGGACAGGGUUAUGGUAAUGGGUUUGAUUACAAUCUCGUCUUUAAUACUUCCAUGGAGAUAUCAUUUUCAUAUCGUUAUUCAGAAAACAGCCGUACAAGAAUUGUGAUGGAUUCAAGUGGGUCGAUAUAUCGAUAUGUGUGGAGCGAUGUAGAAGAAGAAUGGCACAAAGAAUUCACAUUUGAUGGAGCUGGUUGCAACGACUAUGACUUGUGUGGAAAUUUUGGUAUUUGUAGCUCUGUAGUAACAGCAAGUUGCGAUUGUUUAUAUGGGUUUAAACCAAUCUCAACACAAAACUUUUCAAAUGGGUGCAUCAGAAAAGAUCCAGAGAUCUGCAAAGCUGGAGAUGGGUUUAAAGUGAUGAGUAAUGUGAAAUGGCCUGAUUCUACAGGGGAUUUGGUGAAAAUGAAACUGGAUAUUCAAGAUUGUAAAGCAGAAUGCUUGAAGAAUUGCUCUUGUUUAGCAUAUGGAACAGUGGAAAUUCCUAAAAUUGGCAAUGUCUGUGUCAAUUGGUUUCAUAAAUUGAUUGAUGUUAGAUAUGUUCGUGAGGUUGGGUCUGGAGAUGAUCUCUACGUGAGAGUUGCCGCUUCAGAAUUAGAAUGGGAUGAUGAAAAGCGUAGUGUUGCUGUGGUUGUGGUUGUGCCGAUCGUAUCAGUGAUAAUCUUUUUGGCUUUAGUUAGCGGCUGCUGUCUUAUCAGGAGAAGAGCUAGCGGUAAUGAUCUAGUUGUUAUAGAGCUCCCAAUUCAAGAAAAUAACCUUGAGAUGCCUAUUACUGUUCUUGAAGCUGCUACGGAAAAUUUCUCUAUUUCUAACAAGAUAGGAGAGGGUGGUUUUGGACUUGUUUACAAGGGAAAGCUUCCAAGUGGGCAAGAAAUUGCUGUAAAAAAACUAGCAGAAAGAUCAGGUCAAGGGUUGCAGGAGUUCAAAAAUGAAGUCAUUUUCAUUUCUCAACUUCAACAUCGAAAUCUUGUCAAGCUUCUUGGUUUUUGCAUCCACGAGGAAGAUAUAUUACUAAUCUAUGAGUACUUGCCAAACAAAAGUUUGGACUGCUUCCUUUUUGAUGACCAAAGGCGUUCUAUACUCAAUUGGUCAAUGAGAAUUGAUAUCAUAAUUGGCAUAACUCGAGGACUUCUAUAUCUCCAUCAAGAUUCGAGACUUCGAAUAAUACAUAGAGAUCUUAAAGCAGCCAAUAUUUUGUUGGAUAGUGGAAUGAAACCGAAAAUUUCAGACUUUGGCAUGGCACGCAUAUUUGGCGAAGAUCAAACAGAAACAAAAACAAAGAGGGUUGUUGGAACUUAUGGUUAUAUGCCUCCAGAAUAUGUAAUAGAUGGUUACUUUUCAGUGAAGUCUGAUGUUUUUAGCUUUGGAGUCGUGGUUUUAGAAAUAAUCAGUGGCAAGAAGAACAAAGGUUUUCUUCAUCCAGAGCAUCAACUAAAUCUUCUUGGACACGCAUGGAAACUUUGGAACGAAGGAAGAGCAUUGGAAUUAAUCGAUGUUAUGUUAGAGGAUCAAUUCGAUAAAUAUGAAGCUUUGAGAUAUAUAAAUAUUGGGUUGUUAUGUGUUCAAAGACGUCCAGAAGAAAGGCCAUCGAUGUCAACUGUGUUUUCCAUGUUAGAGAAUGAAAAGAUGCAAUUAAGACUUCCUCAACGGCCUGGAUUCUAUGAGGAAAGGUUUAUAGUAUCCGAUAUUAAUUCAUCAUCAGGCGAUCAACAAACAUCCUCGUCCAAUAAUAAUGUUACAGUUACAUUGCUACAUGGUCGUUAA
This is a messenger RNA of Benincasa hispida (wax gourd), 2518 nucleotides long. RefSeq names its product receptor-like serine/threonine-protein kinase SD1-8. Gene Ontology annotation, molecular function: protein serine/threonine kinase activity; ATP binding. Gene Ontology annotation, biological process: protein phosphorylation; recognition of pollen. The record is from RefSeq and is a predicted model, not a curated record. Lineage: Eukaryota; Viridiplantae; Streptophyta; Magnoliopsida; Cucurbitales; Cucurbitaceae. Gene Ontology annotation, cellular component: plasma membrane.